Molecule: messenger RNA, 3729 nt
Organism: Aplysia californica (California sea hare)
Lineage: Eukaryota; Metazoa; Mollusca; Gastropoda; Aplysiida; Aplysiidae
Exons: 4
Coding region: 25-876 (283 amino acids)
Cellular component (GO): membrane
Source: RefSeq, a predicted model, not a curated record
AAAUAACACUCAGUUUCAAACAAAAUGGCGACGAAAGCGUUUUUGAGGACUGCUGUGGUUCUCUCAGUCUCAGCUUUUGUGCUGAUGUUUAUUGCUUUUGCCUCGCCGUACUGGUACAAAUCAUGGACCCGCGUCCACAGUCCUUUUGCUAACAUUGGUCUGUGGCACGUUUGUCUCAGCGGGUUUAUUAUGCCGAUGGAUCCUGUGAUGAAAUCUUAUGUUGGCUGCUGGUGGAUUCACUCCACGGAGUUCGAUGCCAUCAAAAACGAUCUGCAGCCAGUAUGGUUUCGAUUCAUCCAGGCAUUCAGCAUCUUUGCACUGAUUGGAGACCUGAUAGGUGCUGUGUUAACCAUCCUGUACAUCCCGGAGGAGAUGCGGAUGAAAGUGUACAAGAAUAGGCCAAGGAUGUUCUUCAUCAUCAGUGCCUUUCUGCUCGGAAGUGCCUUCUUGGUGUUCCUGAUUGCCCUGGUGUUUGCCGAGAUGACCAACGACUCCAGCUGGAUGCCACGGCCGUGGAUGAACUAUCUGUCCUGGAGCUACGGCCUCUGUGUGCUCUCCGGAUUCUUCUCUGCUUUUGCCGGCAUGUGCGUCUUUGUCUUAGGACUUAUAUACAAGGAUAAGGAAGAGAACGGAGAUCCCGGUGUGACUUCUGCCGCGGAGUUUGCCAGAAAACGUCGCGAGUUGGAAAAGCAAGACGAAGCCAUGAGGUCCCAGCCAGGCAUGAUCACAGACAUGCAACUCCACCAGCGCAAUGUGCAGCCAUACUAUCAGUCGCAGUAUCAGCAGGAGCCGGCCCUACAGGACAAGCCGGACAGGAAGGGGCCGCACUCCGUCGCUGGCUCGCAGAGCACACGCGAUGGGGAGUCCUUUGUAUAAUGUAUAAAUGAGUUCGCCAUGCCAUAGUACAGUGAGGAGGACAAUGUGAUUUGGUUUUAUCUUGUGAAGUUGUUUUCAGUCUGACGAGUAGACAUAUUUGGACGCAAUUGUUUGGGGAUGUUUUGUUUUUGUUUCAUGACACAUUCCAUGUUACUACACUUCAGUUUGCUGGUAUUCCAGAAAUUUUCAUCAGAAGUCUGAAAAGUUAAUCCAAUUCCAAGAGUCAUGGUUUAAAUUGUAGGAGGCAGUUUGUCCUGUAUGUUUGUGUGAAAUGAAAGAGACAGAUUUACUGACGAACGUUUAAAUGUAUGUGUAUGUGUGAAUUGCCUGGAAUUAUUUUUGGUGACUGUAGUAACUCAUUUAUCUUACUUUGUUGAUGUUCGUGUUCUAAACAAAAGAUUUCUAAAUUUUUGUCGCACUAUCUUGGAACCAAGCUGCAAAAAACUUAAAAUGGGCAGGUUUUAUUUGGUGUUAUAAUAUUUAUUUUAAAAAUGUCAAGAGAAUCUGUUAAUUGUUGAAUUUUAAAGUUUCAAUAUUUGGGUUUUAAAAAAAAAUAGUUUCAUUGUAAUUACUGACAAUGUUUGAAAGAUUUAUUUUUUUUUAUGGAAAAAGUGUCCCGUCAUGAACUCAACAAGGGUAAGCUGUUCAACAUCCACAGAGUGCUUGGUUCUGUCCUUUUUAAAGGGGCUAGCAGAAUUAAAAGGGCUGGCUUUCAUUUGAGCAUAGUAAAUCUUAAGUUUUUGUGGAGUACAGUUGUGAAACAGUGAUGCUGAACCAAAAUUUACACGAUUGAGUGGAUCAUCGAAUGUCAGAUGUUUCGUUAAUGUAAGAGGAAGGAUUUUUUUUUUCAUGAUCUGCUGUACAUAUUAUUUCAAAGAGAGGGGCAGUCACCACAGUUGAGACAGAAGUUGUUGCUCUUUUGUCUUUAUUGUAGGGGUAUUUUUUUUUUCUCAUUUGGGACUGAUCUCACCCUUCGCAAUAAUAUCCUGUCCAAAUAGUUUAUUUAGUCAAAUUUGCAUAAUUAUGCUAGAUAAGUUUUCUUUUCUUUUGGAAAAUUCUCUUCGCUAAAAAACAAAAAUGUUUGUCUUGUAUUGAAAUUCUGUCAAGAAAAAAAUGUUUUCUAAAAAGUACUGCCAAAUUUGAGGUAGAAGUAGAAAAGAUACCUAAACUAAAAUCCCUUUUUUUGAAGAAAGAUUUAAAGUUCAGCGUGUUGUGGAGUUUGAAUCAAUUCCCGUGUAAUUCUUUGCGCUAAUGAGGAAUUUGUGUUCUUAAAUAAAGUUCAUUAGUCUAAAUAAUUUUUGCUUCACCGUUUUGCUCAUUUAUCUCACAGAAAUGAUGAUAUAACCUAAAAGUUUGCUGUUGUAAAAUUUUCAUUUUCCUUACCCAUUGCAUGUAAAUAGAUGUUAUAUAUAAAACUGUAGUGUAUAUAAAUGUUAUAUUUCUUUGAAGAUUAUCUUACAUCAUCCAGUACAUUCCAAAUAGAUCUAGUUCUGAAAAAAUUUUUACAAGAAUUUUUUUUUGCAUUUCUUGUUCCCUUGAGUAAGGUUCUUUUGCUUUUGUGGACUUUAGAGAAAUAAAACAAGAGACAUCAUUUUGGCUUAAUUGUUUUUGUUGGCAUUUGUUCUGUUGUUCUAUUUUCUUAACAGAAAGGAGAUACAUAAUCAUGAAUUGUUAAAGAUAAAGUCAAGCCAUUCCUUCUGUAGGCCAUCAAUAGUAACCUCUCUCAUUGUAUAGGUAUAGACCUGCGGUCACAGUGUUUUUUUCUUUUUUUCCUUUUUUUUUUAAGAACCAUGGAAAUAAAGUCGGAAUAAAUUUUGUCGGAAAGUGCUCUGAGCUUAUUUGGAAAGGAUAAAUGGUUCCACCUCAUCAGUUAUCGUGUACAGCAGGAUAAUUUUCCAGCUAACAGUGGACAGUGCUUUUACAUUCCCAAAUGUGACACAUCAUCACACUCCAGAGAUGAUCAUUGUCACAGUGCCGUCUGAUUUGACCUUGAUCAAUUUGAUACAUUUAAUUACUGGAAUAUAUCCACAUGAUGUAGCAGUAUCUCUCAAGGAGCUGUCCAUGAGCUGUUGUGGUGUUGUUGCUUCACAAACGGGCCGACUAGUUUUGGGUUAAUGUUUGCAUCCACCUUAUGUGAAAUCUGCACUUUUUCAUUCGGGAAUAUGUAUCUUCUCAGCCCAGUGUUGAGAAAGGAGUCAGGUGCUCCCCCUUUUAGAUCGAUCUAUUACUGUGUGUAGAAGACAAAGUCAUAAUUUUUUUCUAAUGUACAUUUUAAGAGAACCAUUUUUUCAUCAUAAUGUAUGCCUACUUAUAUGAGGCUCCUCUCGUUAUACCAUUUGUUAAUUUGUUUAGGCCUGCCAAGUACUUUGAUAAAAUCUGAGCUUUCCAAUUUAAAAAAAUAAAUUUUGUUUUGUUUUGCACAUAGAACCUCGGUCAGAUUUAUAUGAAAUCUGAUUAUUUUUUUCCUUCGUUGCUAUAAGUUGUUGAUGUGAUAGUAGACAUUUUUAAUUGCAUUUAUUUGCAGUGCAUGUUUAUUUGCCAUAGUCAGAAAGUUACGUAAAUCUUGAUCUACUGGAGUUUUGGAGAUUUCAGCAAUUGUUUCUCCAAAAUUCCGAUUAAUGAGGGAAUUCUCAGACAAACUCUUAUUUUUGGUCCUGGAGUGGUUGGCAGGUCUAAUUGUUUCCCAAUUGUACUGUAAGAUAGACCACACCUUAUUCUUGUCUUCAGCCAGUCUAGGGCAGCUGCAGAGCCUUUGACUCUACGUGUACAGAAAACGAACCCUAUAGCCUUAUGUACAGAGGAAGUUUUGUUACUGAAUUAACAUACCAAUAAAGGCUGCCAAUUUGCACACCU